GAGGCGCGAUUGCCAAUUUCGCUUCUCUCUUCCGCCCCGUGAUUCGAAGAUCGCCCCUUUGGGCGAUUUGGAUUUCGACUCACCAGUAAGAUCAUCUGGGGCCGUAUUAACAAUAAAGCGCCAUGAUGGGGUUGGGCGUUGCGAAACACCGGAACCGCUGCUUCAGCAUGCGGAAUACCUUCACAAGAGCCGUCGUCCUCACGAUCGCCAUGCUUGCGGUUGGCGGGGUAGUCCUCCGGUCAGACGUGGAUGUACAGUCAGCCAUCGCCAAGACAGCUGCAUCAGCCCGGGAGGCCAUGUCGCUGCAAAAACCGUUGGGCCAUCCCGAGUCCGCGGGCUGGGGUGGUCCCGUGGACCACCCGCCGAAGCAGGAGGAACAAGACGAGAAGAAUGUUACAGCGGAGGAUUCCAAGCCGACGCCCUCGAGUUCGUCGCGCGUCAUGACUUGCGACUACGACAUGGAUCGCCUCCGGAGGUGGCAGCAACAAUUUGGGCUCCAGGAGACGUUUGAAUACACCAAGCGAUACAUCCAAGCUAGCCGCCAAGACAUUCCGAGAAGGUCCAUUACGCGGCUCCAGCAGGACUUCCUAGUCGACGCCGUCAAGGUGGUGGACGUGAACAAGGAGUACGAGGCCGAGACGUGCCCGGAGCCCCUCCUUGCGCCCGUUACCAAGUCUCCGUACCCCGCCACGGCCAACGGUUCCGACUUCAUGUUUGGCGUCUCAACCACCUACCAGAGAUUCACCGACCCCCGGACCAGCCCGAUCAACGAGUGGUCCUACUGGCUCACGGACGGCAAGGGCAACUCCAACGGCGGGAAGCUCGUUCUGCUCCUGGUCGACGCCCAACCGGAGGAGCUUGAAGAUGCGUACAACAAGCUCAGCUCCGUCGGCAUCGACGUGGACGUGUAUCGCUCGAGCUCCAGCCUGAUCAUGGCGGUGCGCUAUCUGGCUCUCGCGCCCACCCUCUACAACCACCCCGAACGGCCCCGCAGGAAGUGGUUGGUCGUCUGCGACGACGACACCUUCUUCCCGUCGUUCCACGCGCUCGCCGACAGGUUCGCCCAGUACGACCACGAGAGGCCCAUGUACAUCGGCACUUUCUCCGAAGACGUCAAUAACAUUGAGCGCCACGGUCCGCAAGCAUUUGGCGGCGCCGGUGUGUUCUUGAGCCGGCCCAUGGCCAAGAUCAUCGCCGAGAACUUCGAGAACUGCAGCUCGGAGCAGAAGAUCCAGGAGUCCAACACGGGCUGGGGCCCGCAGGGCGACAUCAUGCUGCGCAAUUGCAUCUACCAAAACUCCGAGGUCAAGCUCACGCUGCUCAACGACCUCUGGCAGCUCGACAUCAUGGGCGACCCGUCCGGCUUCUACGAGUCCGGCAUUAAGCCCCUCUCGCUGCACCAUUACCGCGGCGGCAUCUGGCACCUCGCCCGCCCCUUCCAGUACACCAAGGUGGCGCACGCCUGCGGCGAGGACUGCACCUUCCAGCGCUUCCAGACGGCCGACGGCUUCAUCAUCUCCAACGGCUACAGCGUCGCCUACUACCCGCGCGGCAUCGACUUCGACCUCAACCAGUUCGAGCGGACCUUCCGCGCGGCGCCCGAGGACAAGGGCUGGAACCUCGACUUCCGCAUGGGCCCCCAGCGCCCGUCGCUGCACAACACGGGCCGCAAGAUCGCCUGGGAGCUGCUCGAAGCCACCGUCAACCCGGACGGCAGCGUCAGCCAGGUCUACGUGGGCAAGCACAACGAUUCGCGGUGGACGAACCCCGACGGGACACCAAUGAACAAUCGCGAUGGCAUCAUUGAGAUUGUGUGGCUGCCAGAGGCAUGAAGCCUGUUUUCUCCCUUUUCCUUUAUACUUCAUGCUCUUCCAUUCUAUGUCGGUGGGGUAAAUAUACAAAGAUGCCCUUCUCUGAGUUCUUCUUUACAGUUUUGCUGCCGGUACGCUGGCCGACCCUAGGGAGGUACAUACAGGAAUAUAGGGUGUUAUGAUGAUGUAUUUAGGUAAGUAUGCGGGCGGGUCCAGGUCGGCGUUGCUGCAGGGUGCGACAAAGAAAUC
Molecule: messenger RNA, 2060 nt
Organism: Thermothelomyces thermophilus ATCC 42464
Lineage: Eukaryota; Fungi; Ascomycota; Sordariomycetes; Sordariales; Chaetomiaceae
Product: glycosyltransferase family 31 protein
Exons: 1
Coding region: 123-1832 (569 amino acids)
Cellular component (GO): membrane
Molecular function (GO): acetylglucosaminyltransferase activity
Source: RefSeq, a predicted model, not a curated record